AAAGGUCAUGAAGUGUUGGUGACGUCACGUGACCGCCGACCUUCCUCUCCUUCUUCUGUCUGCCUGGUUGUUUCUGUAGCUGAAAGCACAUCAUGGCUUUCUUCACUCACCAAAUCUGCAGAGGUUUCUCCUCUUCGGCUGUUAGAAAUGUUGUUAUUAAGCAUGUAACGAUCAUCGGAGGAGGACAGAUGGGUGCAGGAAUUGCGCAGGUUGCUGCAUCAACUGGCCACUCUGUGACGCUGGUGGACACAUCUGACAACAUCCUGAAGAAGUCUGUCAAAGGAAUUGAAGGGAGCCUUAAAAGAGUGGUCAAGAAGAAGUUUGCUGAUAAGCCAGAGGCGGGUGAAGAGUUCAUUCAGAAAGUCCUGCAUAAUGUGUCAACCUCAACGGAUGCUGGAGCUACUGUUCAGAGCACAGAUCUUGUGUUGGAGGCCAUUGUGGAAAAUCUUAAAAUCAAACAGGAUCUCUUUGGUGGGCUUGACAAGCUGGCACCGGCACACACCAUCUUUGCCAGCAACACAUCCUCCCUACCCAUCACUGACAUUGCCAGCUCCACCAAGCGACUGGACAGAUUCGGUGGCCUUCACUUCUUCAAUCCAGUCCCUAUGAUGAAGCUUGUAGAGGUUAUUGGAACCUCAGCAACAAGCCAAGAGACGUUUGAUUCCCUCCUGAACUUCAGCAAAGCGCUGGGAAAAACACCAGUGUCCUGCAAGGAUACACCUGGAUUCAUUGUAAACCGCUUACUUGUUCCUUACAUGAUGGAGGCCAUCCGCUUGCAUGAGAGAGGUCAUGGAUCCAAAGAAGACAUUGAUAUCGCCAUGAAACUUGGUGCUGGUUACCCCAUGGGACCCUUUGAGCUCCUGGACUAUGUAGGACUAGAUACAGCAAAGUUCAUUAUGGAUGGUUGGAGUGCAAUGGACCCUGGAAACCCACUUUUUGGCCAGAGUGAAUUGCUGAACAAGUUGGUGGCAGAGGGCAAAUAUGGUAAAAAGACAGGAGAAGGAUUCUACAAGUACAAGUAAUUCAGUUUGCAGUAGGGAUUGAUAUCACUGUGAAACUUCUCAGUACUCAAGAAAAUAAAGCCAUCCAACAAAGAGUGGUAAGG
Thunnus maccoyii (southern bluefin tuna) is the source of this 1105-nucleotide messenger RNA. RefSeq names its product hydroxyacyl-CoA dehydrogenase (gene hadh). Gene Ontology annotation, molecular function: NAD+ binding; (3S)-3-hydroxyacyl-CoA dehydrogenase (NAD+) activity. Gene Ontology annotation, cellular component: mitochondrion. NCBI's taxonomy places the organism in Eukaryota, Metazoa, Chordata, Actinopteri, Scombriformes, Scombridae. The transcript is spliced from 8 exons. The record is from RefSeq and is a predicted model, not a curated record. Gene Ontology annotation, biological process: fatty acid beta-oxidation. Bases 93 to 1022 code for a protein of 309 amino acids.